GUGUAUUAUCAUAAAUCAGAUGUAUUUUAUGAAAGAGUAUGAAACACGAUUUGGAACAACAGCAGAUUGUAUCAAUCUAUCAGAAACAUUAAAAAUUUUCGGAUUCAGAGUCGAGAUACUUCAAAAUCUGAAGAAAAAUGAAAUGUUAGAGAAAAUGAAAAACAUUUCGAAAAACUAUGAUGAAAAGUAUGAUUGUUUAUUUCUUUGUAUUUUGAGUCAUGGAUAUAAAGGAGGCAUAAUUGCAUCAGAUGAAACAGAAGUUUCUCUGGAAACAAUAGAAAGGACUCUUUGUUGUAUGGAACUAAAAGAUGUUAUAAAAAUUGUUAUCAUUCAAGCCUGUCAAGGAAAGACACGUGGAACUAUAAGCAAUUCCUUGACGACAGAUGGUUUAUAUGAUUCUUUUACACCCAUAGAAGAUAUACGCCAAUUUAGAAACUUUUUUAUGUUUAUGUCGACAAUACAAGGUUUUCUAUCAAUACGUCAUAAAGAGGAAGAUGAAGCUUUGAAAGCAUGCGCGUACAUUGAAAAUUAGAUUAAUAACUUAAUGAAGCACUAUUUUGU
Messenger RNA from Cyphomyrmex costatus, 561 nucleotides. RefSeq names its product Caspase-8 Dredd (gene Dredd). The record is from RefSeq and is a predicted model, not a curated record. NCBI's taxonomy places the organism in Eukaryota, Metazoa, Arthropoda, Insecta, Hymenoptera, Formicidae. Gene Ontology annotation, molecular function: cysteine-type endopeptidase activity. The coding region runs from base 20 to 532 and encodes 170 amino acids. The transcript has 5 exons. Gene Ontology annotation, biological process: proteolysis.